Dentiscutata erythropus is the source of this 129-nucleotide messenger RNA. NCBI's taxonomy places the organism in Eukaryota, Fungi, Glomeromycota, Glomeromycetes, Diversisporales, Gigasporaceae. The record is from the annotation of a GenBank genome assembly.
ACCCACCCUUUCCGCCAAAUCAAAAAGCUUACUAUGAUUAUUUGAAUUUUUUGAAUUCUUUGUGGUCGUCACAACUGACAGAUGAAUCUGACAAUUUGGAUUCUUUAAUAAAUGAGGAUGCUUCUCAAG